AUGGCGUGCAACGCCCAGGCAGGCCGAUUCAUGUUCGUCGAGUACUCCAAGCCGGUGGAACCAGCCAAGGGACAGAAGAAGCGACGAGGGGGCCCAAGCGAGGUCCGCGCGCAUAUCACGAAAAACUACCACCGAACCCUGCGCGUCAAACGCCUGGAAUCGCUGAAGCAAGGCGAGGUGCCCCCCUUCUUGGGGACCUUCCAACGCCAGGACUCGUCGGAGGGGAAUGAGGACGACGAAUUUCCGGACCCCGGAGUCAUCAAUCAAGCGUCCUGGUCCACAGGCAAUGCCGAUCAGACGAUAUCACCGUCCGCGCCAAUGUCAGCGUGGACAAAGCCAUCUCCCAGCACGACCGCGACCACGACCACUACGUCCUGGUCGUCAGAAGCCCCGCGCCGAUCCUCGACGAACGAAGAUCUCACGCUCCGGCUCAAUACUUCGUUUGGCCUUCAAACCGUGCUAGGCGAGGGACGAAUCGAUCCAUUUGACGUCCUCCCCGCGCAGGGAAUGCCAAUGUUUGUGCACCAGGUUCUCGAUCACGCGCUCGUCCACUCAUGGCCCAACACCGUCCCUGUCAAACGGUCUCUCGCGCCGAUAAACCCUGUCAAGAGCAGCUGGCUCAAAAUGGCGAUGGAGCAUCCUGUGGCCUUCCAUGCUUUUCUCUACGCCACAUCCUUCCACAUCCUCUGCGCCCACCAAGGCCACGAGAUCAACGACUCGGCCGCACUCCUCCGUCUGUCCCACAAAGUCGAGACCAUCAAACUCGUCAACGAACAGCUGCAGAAUCUGAGCCUUGUACCAAAACGAAAGGCCACCGGAGCAGCCGCCGCCGCCGCAGCCCGGUACGGAGAGGAAGAAGAGAAGAGAGCUCCACCCAAGUCGAUGGGGAUGGGAACAGGGCCGACCGAUGCUUUGAUCAUGGCGGUCACGAUUCUGAGUAUCCACAGUCAGCGGGACGAGUCCGUCUAUGCCAAGAUUCACGCGCAGUCACCGCUCGCAAGACUCAAUCAUCUCGAUAUUUACGGCUCGAUGAUCAACGACGAAAAGCACAUUCAAGGGAUCAGGCUGCUGGUCGGUCAGAAAGGCGGGCUGGAUGCAAUCGAGUGCUAUGGCAUGGCUGACACGAUGCAGUUAUGCGAUCUCUAUUUCGCCUCCAAAUAUGCAUGCAGGCCGACUUAUCCGUGGCGCAAGCCCGUGAGGUCCCUUGUCAUGGAGGGAAAACAUGUGCUCGAUCACACCGCCAUUGAGUUGGACUCGAAGCUUGGAUCCGGCUUUCGCUACCUGCGUCACACAUCCACUGGUCAACAACUGCUCGAUGUGCUGGAUGCGUACUCCGAGAUCACCGUGGCGCUGGAUCAUCAUGUACGUGGUGGUCCGACAGCGCCGGAACUGGUCGAUCUGAUGGAAGUGCGCAACUGCACACAGCAUCGCCUGCUGUCUGGGCUGCCGAAUCCGGUGGACCUCUCAGAUCCAGAACUGUGUCUUCAUCACGCGGUGCGCCUGGCGAGCCUGAUAUUCAGCGACAUGGUCAUCUUCCCGCUACCACCGACGCAAGGAGUAAAACCGAGACUUGCUCUGAUGUUACGUCAGACCCUGGAGACUUGCCAUCUCCACCGGUAUUGGGAACUGCACAACCAGGUGUUGAUAUGGGCUCUUACUCUUGGGGCCAUCGCCGCAAGUUAUACGGCACAGAGAUCGUGGUAUAUCGACCAGCUCCUGCAAGAAACUUCAAUUAUGCAGAUUGAGGACUGGUCCGUAUUGGAGUCAAUAUGCUCCAGAUUCUUGUGGUGGAAGCCAAUCUGCAGCGAACCGCUGGAAUGGCUAUGGAACGAGAUGAUUUCAACGAUCAACGUGACUUGA
This is a messenger RNA of Cladophialophora carrionii CBS 160.54, 1860 nucleotides long. RefSeq lists its product as uncharacterized. The transcript has 6 exons. Bases 1 to 1860 code for a protein of 619 amino acids. The record is from RefSeq and is a predicted model, not a curated record. Lineage: Eukaryota; Fungi; Ascomycota; Eurotiomycetes; Chaetothyriales; Herpotrichiellaceae.